This is a messenger RNA of Bactrocera oleae (olive fruit fly), 6457 nucleotides long. RefSeq names its product anastral spindle 1 (gene ana1). The record is from RefSeq and is a predicted model, not a curated record. NCBI's taxonomy places the organism in Eukaryota, Metazoa, Arthropoda, Insecta, Diptera, Tephritidae.
AUAAAUAAGUUGUUUCAGAGAAUGUAAAAUACUACACAUUCUCUGGUCGUUUCUACCAUUUUUCAAAACAAUAACACAUCUUAAAUGCAGCCCUGUACGCCCCUAACGAUUAGGCAGCACUAUUUAUGACCCGAGUGACCAGCUUGUCGCACUGCAUAAGAUAACGAUAAAUAUGCCUGAAGUUACAAUCAAAUACUUACAAAAUAGGUAGCUGGUCACUCUGUAACUGAAUUCGUUUUUUCACGUCUGCGCAUUUGCUUUGUUGUCGUUAUUAAUUUUAUUUGAUUUGAAUAUAGCGAAAAACUAGAUAUUUCAAUUGUGCUGGGGCCAAUGUAAUAGAAAAUUGUGUCUCAUCUGGGGAGCACGUAAAAAUGUCCGUAAAUAUUACAGUGAAUGGAAAAUUUAGAGCAUGUAAUAAACCAAGCAUUUUGGACGAUCCUGUGCGUGUAAAAAAGCAGCUGGAAGGUGAGCUUAGAAAACAACGUUUACUUGAGGUACGUGAAGAGUCAAAGAAGUUGGCGCGAAAAAUACGUAAUGAUGUCGCGGCAGAAAAAGACAGGCAGCUGCGAAAUCUUGAGGCUAUUAAAGCGCAGGAACUUGAAUGUUGGCGGCAACAUGUAUUGGAUCAAAAGAAUAAUGAAUAUCGACAAGCUAUAUUUCAAAUUGGUACAGCACAUAAUGCCGCAAAGAUUGAAAACGAAGCAAUGGCAGAACGUCAGGCAGCCAAGGAGCAGGAACGCAAACAAUUUAAAAAGAAAACUAACGAACGGAUAGGUGUCAAACCCAAGCAAAAUAUAAAGAAAGUGCUACAAACUGCCGGCACCCAAACACCAAAUGUGCUCAUUAAAGACAAAAAGAAAAAGACACCGAAGAAACGAAAACGAAAAAUUUGUCCAAAAGAUCACACAUCAACUUGCCACUGCACAAGUUCAGAGAGCGAGUCAGACGAUGAUAACAGUCUGCAUAGCAAUGAAAAUGACUCAGAAUUACAAAGUAAUUCCAGUAAAAGUGAAAUGACAAAAUCUGUAACAAUUUGCCCAUGUCCCAAAGUAAUUAAAUGUCCAUGCACAAGCAGCUCCUCAUCAUCUUCGCUACUUUCACCAACCUGUACCGACGAGGAAGAACCGGAGAAGAGUUCUGAUAUACAAAAUAAAAAUGUUGUUCUCAGCAAAAAUCCACCAGUUAUUGUGGACAUCGAUGUGAAUAGCAACGAUUCAAUAAGCAUAACAGCUGGUGAAAUUAAAGAUAAAUAUGCGCAGAGUAAUCGACAAUAUCAUCAUAUCGUGCGAAAAAGUAGUCCUGAAAAACCAACACGCUCGCCACAAAAGAGCAGAACCGCCACUAGCACAGCAAAACCACGUUUCACACAAGUUUCGCGAAUUUUAAAUGCAAAGAGCGACGUUUCACCUACUCGUUCACGUUCACCGCCCAAGCCACCACCGCCAUCACUUGCAGCCACAACGGCCAGCACGACAGUUAAAUCGCCACAUAAAAGUAGUACAUCUGGACACAUACAAAUUACACUUUCAGGCAACACAGUUACAAUGGAUAGCUGUAAAAGUGAUAAGGGAAAAGACACGGGCGAUAGUAGUCGAAGUCGUGUGCAGUCGUAUGAUUACAAUAACAAAUAUACGCGUGAUUAUGCACAACCCACCGAGGGUCUGGUGCAUGAGCCUACUUUCCGCGAACGCAAUGGUCCGUGUGCAGUAGCACAAGCGGAAAUGGAAAGGGAAUUAGAAUUGCAAAGAGAGGAGGAGCGUAAGAGAAUGUGUGCGCGCUCGGAUGAACGUGGUCGUAAAGCGCUUGAACGCGAACAAGCACGUCGUGAUUGUGCAGAGCUUACAGAAAGACUUGAUGCGCUAACGCAAGAAUAUCCGCAACUGUUGAAUCCGACUGAUAUUAGAAUCCAAAAUCAUCAAUUAUAUAUAAGUCGUGAAGCACGCAUAGAACAAAAACGUAAUGCAGCCAUAGAAGACCUAUUUUUGCGUCCUGCAAUUAUCACCUGCCCAGAAGUUGACAAGCAGCGCAUUCGCAGUGAAAGUGCACAGGGCGUCACCAGCACUAAAACUGAUGACGGUGAUUUGAAUUUAACUUCACCACAUGAUCAAAUCAAUAGCUCCUCUGAUAGCCGUUGCUCUAUACUGCUCGGUUAUGUUGAUGAUCAGAAGAAGAAAAUACGUAAUGAUUUGCUGAAAUGCGCCGAUGGUCAACCAAAUCAGAAUAAACAAAAAGCUGAACGCUUAAAAAAGUUAUUGCUGCGCAUAGAUGAGUUGCGGAAAGCUUUAUGUGAAGAAUUGGAAAAGAAUGGCAGUGGCGAUAGCAUGCAGCAGGUGAUAAACGAUGUGAGUGAUGUGCGUCGCGAGCGUGAACGUAUGCUGAAUAAGGAUGUGCCGCAGGAAAAUGGCAGGCAAUCACCACUAGGUAAGCAUUUAGAUGAUGUGGAACGGAAGGAAGCUGUGUUGGAGCAAAAGCUGCGUGAAUUAUGUAAAAUGCAGAAGGAACAAGGUAGCCAAGUUAAAAUAGAUAAAGUUCGUGGUAAACUGGUCGAAAAAAUAAUGAAAAAAUCAGAUGGCAAGGAGUGCAAAGUGCAAACCACAAGCAACCAACCUUUGGAAAUUAUAAUUAAGUUGAAGAAUGAAGGCAGCCGGCGUGGCAAACAGAAAGUGAAAAAACCUACAAAAAGUCCACGGAAAGUUUCCACUUUAAUUGAUACACCGACACGUCGUUUAGGCGUUAGACGUUCCGCUAGCAAUAUACGUGAGAAAUCGCAACAACAAAAACAAGUUUCUACUAAUGCUAAGCAAGGUGCAAUAAAUCGGCAAAAUUCUUAUGACUCCAAUUCGACGUCAUAUCGCAGUCUACCAUCUCGCAUUGCCAAUGGUGUGGAUGAGCUGGUCGAUCAAUUAGAAUUAGGUGAAGAGGAAGAUGUUCACGACACUACUAAUAUACCAGCAACUGCUGUUGCUGCUGAAGCCAAAGCGUCGACACAGCAAGCAAAAUCAACUCAGCGUCCAGCGCGUUUGAAUCCACUCAUAGCACACUAUGUACAACGUCUAUUGGGUAUGUCACGUAAUUCUGUACUCGGUUUAGGCGUAAGCUCUUCGGACAUUGAAACACCUUCGUCUUCCAUUAUGAAUGUCAGUUCGAAUCGUGUAAGCGCCGCUGUCAACUUGGCAGACUCGCAAGAACGCAUACAACGUGUACAGAGAUUUAUCGAGGAGAAUCGUAGCUUUAUCAGUGAGUUGGAAGACACAUUGCGUUCGCAAAGCGAUGUUACGCUUGAGACUAGCAUUCGCAUGUUUGAGGAGAUUUGGCAGCAACGACUGCGCAAGGAGCAACAAAGUGGCGGUGUAAAAGCACAGAAAGAGCCGCAAACGAGACAGCGUAAGGAGAUAGCGUCAUCAGCUGCCGAUGCAGAAGAACGCGGUGCGCGCACUCAAAUAGGCAAUGAAAGAUACGUGCGCGACAAUGCUGUCGUGGUGUCACAACACUCUAAAGUAACGCGCAAGCCGCAUAAAAGUUUAACGGUGCCAAGUGCAAGCCAGCAGCAGCGCGCGCCAACGGCAGCACAAGCUGAGCAAGCGCAGGGUCAGCAACCGCGACAAUUCGUGCAAAAUGAUGAAAAAACGGCACGGAUAUCAACGCAGCGCGCUGCCACUAACGCCAGUGCGGAGCAUACAACGCGUGAUGCGCAACCGAAGCGCGAUACCUCAGUUGGCACAGAGGAGCGUCGCGCUGAAGAGCAAAUCGCACGUUAUGAGCAACUGACCGAGAACUGUACACAACGUAUCGCCGAAUUGACCGAACUCAUACAAAAAGUGCGCACAGAAAAGAAACGCCUCAUGGAGGUUACACUCAGUUCGGUAAGUGAGGGACGCAACUCAACCGAAUACAUCGAAUUGCCUGAUGGUACGCGUCGACGCUCAAAUGCAUCCAUCGAUAGAAAUACCAGCAUUAGCAUUAGCAGUGGCAGUAGUGCUGGUGCAAGCAUACGACACGCUUUGACAACACAACCAACCACCUCUAUAGACUACACACCACCAGAUAUAUUGGAGCAACAAGCUGCCGCUACAUCGGCGGAAGGUUUAUCAGCACUCGACAGCGCAGCGCCGCUUGAGAAGCACAAACCAACAGGUGUUAGUCGCGAUAGCGGCAUUUCCAUUUCACGCCCAUUGACAGCACAAGAUGUGGAACCACCAUCGCAAGCGUCGAGCACAACACACCCGAGCCAUCAUGGUGGCGGGCGUAAGACGCGACCACCACCUACUUUGCAGCGUUACAGCCCCAACUUUGCCGAAGAUGAUGUAGUGCAUGAGCUAUCCACCAUCAUCGAGGUAGAUACACCGGCUACAUCGCGCGUAAAUGCUAGUGCAGCUGCCGCAACAGCUGAGGCAUCACGCAGCAGACAUUUACAACCGCAACCGUUUCCCACGUUCGAAGAAUAUGCGCGUGAAAUGAAUUUGGAUGUCACACAAUUGGAUGCAGACACGAGCCAUCGCAUACAUCAGGAAUUUGAAACGCUGAUCGCUCAGCUGUGUAAUGCACAAGGUAGCACAGUGCCCAACUAUCGUGAGUUUCCCUCGCUUUCCGCCUAUCUGCGCAAUUUAAGCGUACCGCAAGAUGGCGCUGAACAAUCGCAAUCACCGGAGACUAUCGACGAUCUGGUCUCAUGCCUACGCAUAGCGAAUCUUUCCAUAAAACCGUUUCCGACGCGUCAAGAAUAUUUACGCCAAUUAGCAACAAAUUCUCAGAGUGGUGAGUUUCUCGAUAGCGCCAGUCUGGAAAACCUCUCCGAUGCGCGUACAAACAGUAAUACAGAAACCGAAUCGGAAUCGAUUAACAUUGAAGAGGAGCUUAGACGACGGCAACUGCUACAGCAUUCAUUUCGCACGGCCAAAACUAAAGAGCAAAUAUUCACCUCCACGGUAAGGGAUGGCGGUGAGAAUGAGCGCGGCAGUCAUGCACGUGUUUUCGCCGCAGAAAGCGGCAUUGAGAAGCUCACCUCAACAUCUGAGAACGGCUCAAGUGAAUUCGAACGUCAGCUAUUCAGUUUGGGUAUGAAAUGGCCGGCAACAAUGCGCGCGCGCACCAAGGAGGCAAAGGCAGUCGGCAGUAGUAACACAUCAAGCAGUCCGGAGCGUGUGGUAACCGCAACUGGCGCCACAGUGCGGCUUAGUAGUCCGAGAAAAGAUGUCAAUAAUGCGGUGUUGAAGAGUCCACAACGCUCACCAGACUCUACAUUGCGUGGGGCGAGCCCGAAACGUGUGGAAACGGUAAAAAUUAGCGCUGCUAAGGAAGUGCAAUUUGAGCGUAGCAUCGAUGAGCGCUCACCAACACAUAGUCCAACGCGCAUGACAGCACAGCAAAAAUUAAGAAACAGUCCAGAGCGUGCUGAAGUCGACACCAACAAAGAUGCCUCGCUCCAAAAACAGCGAAGCAUCAGUCCAACACCUGAUGGGCCCACCAAGGACACAGCGGGGCAUGAUGCGUCACGAAAUAAUAAAAGCUCUCAACGCAGUCAACCACCCACUAGCGAUUGCGAGUUUCUAAGCGACUUCGGACGACCGCUAAAUUUACGCGAUUUUCUCACCAAAGAGUUGCUGAAACAUGCCAGUUCAUCGAGCACAUCAUCGACGCCAACAGACGAAUCGUUGCGCAGCGCCUUCCUGCAAUCCAUCAUUGAAACGAUGACACCGCGCACCAAUAACGGCGGCAGCAAUCAACUGGACAGACAAAAGACUUCUACGCCGGUUACACAUUCCGCAAGCUCGAAUGCGCACAGUAGUGGAGAGCACAGCGUUAGCAGUGCAGGCAAUACGCAAUCACAGCUUUUCUCCGGCGAAAGUUGUAUUUCCUCGGUGCGCUUUUUCGAGCGCUCGAUAACGCGCACAUAUCCGCGAAGUUCGCCAACCGCCGCAGGCGAUAAACAAGAGAAGGUCACAGAGGAGCUAACAAGUGAUAAUAAUGUUAGCAAAAAGUAGUGUUACUGUAUGUGGCUUCAGAUUGCGCGCAACUAGCUAUACAUUUAAUUUAGUUUUAACAUUUUGCAUUUAUUUUUUUUUUUACCUACACACAAAUUCAUUAGUUAAUUGUGCAAGCCCUUGAUGACAUAUAGCGACAAAUACAUACAUACAUACAAAUAUAUAUUUAAGUAGAUAAAUAAGUCACUUUGUUAUCAGUAUCAAUACCUAUUUGUUAAAGAUUUUAUAAUAAUUGCAUGCCUAACGAUUUUACAUACAUCUAUAACACACUCGACUUUGUAUUGGACGCAGACAGCCAAUUUGCCUACGUCAAAAGAUAGUUUUUAUUUGUUCUAAUUUGAUUGGGUGUAUUUUCGAAAGCAAUAUUGAUAAAGACACACAUUGAUUGUUAAUUAAUUAAGACGAGCAGCAGCGCAAGAGUAUGUAAAAUGCAAUGAAAAUAAAUAUAGUAUAUAUUGUAUAUAAAUAUACAUACA